CCAUGGCGACUGGCUCGGAUGUUUUGUUAGAGCACCUGCUGCUCCAAGUCGCCCUUUCUGGUGACAUCGCACUGAGUGCUGCUUUUGUUGAAUACAACAACAACGCUGUCGAAGAAGACAACAGUAAAGAUGAAGACAAUACAGACGAUGGAGAUCUCCUCUUUUCCUUGAAACCGCCUGGUGCGAAUUCGACUGCGAACUCGCAAGCUUCGGAUCCGCAACACCUCGAAAAGCUUUGGACUUGGCUCGUCGACCACCCUGAUGUUACUGUCACCCAAAAUCCCUCUGCUACGGAUGAUCCAUAUGGAAGGUUCACUGAAAUCGACCCUUCCAGUCCACUCGCUCCAGUCUUUGCUACCCAUGCCAAGGAGAGAUUGUACACUACCGAGCAUCGAGUCUGGCAUGCCCUUACCGAACAUGAUGUCGACUGGAAACGUAUUCCGAAACUCGAGUUUCACUGUCUACAAGUCAUCGCUGCCGCAGGUCGCGAAGGCGUUCUCCAGCCAGAUGUCACCAGAAUCACUGGCCAAGACAAACGCUCGGUGCCAAAACGUACCGACUCGCUUGCCACCAAGGGCUACAUUACCAAGGAGAUGUGCUUAGGUGGUGGGAUCAAGACCAGUUUGCUUCGUCUAAAGAAACUGGUACUCGAACCCACUUCUACAUUCUACACGAUAAAGGCAAAGGCUGGUAAAGGCGAAGGCAGCACUCGUCGCAUGAUCAACUAUGAGCAAUGGUUCAGCGAAGUCAUGACCACUUUGAAGAAGCAUGAUGGUCUCAUUGCAUAUGAAGACUUGCGCAAGGAGAUGGGCAUCCAUGGAUCACGUUGGGAGACCAGAGCUCUUCAUCGAUGCAUCAAGAGACUGGAGAGAGCCGGCUGUGUCCAGAGACUCCGCGCUCGUCUGGAAGGCGCACGUCCCAAACAGGCAAAGAAGCAAGCUGAAGGAGUUACUCCAGCUUACGAUCAUCGCUACGAGAUUGAUCCCGAAGCUCCCACCGAAAAGGUCGACGCCGAGAAGACUGAGCACGAUUCAGAGAACGUAUUCUGGAUUAGAUGCAUCAAGCUGAUGCGCGAACCUGUCGAAAAAGAUCUCGAAGCGUUCACCUCUACAAUCAAGUCUGGCAAGGUUGGCAAGGCCGUUGAGGAUCAGGAGUCCGAUGCAGAAGCCGAUGCUGACGAAGAUGAUGAUUACGUCGAGAUUGAUGUUGCGGCUUUGGACGGACUAGGCAAGAUGACUGAAAUCACCAGGCGUGUGCCACCUCAAUGGCGACCGGACAUGCAUCACACGCAGUUCUUCCAGCAGAUCAUUGCAAGUGCUGGAACUAAGGGGUUGAGCACCAUGGAUCUUGCCAACUUCGGACUGGGUCCUUUCUGGCGACGUCCGCUCGACGAGAUCAUGGGUAGGCUCACCGAUGUCUGGACCGUAUCACAACCUCUCCAUCUUCGCCAUCUUGCCACCGUCAGAGAUACUUCCCAGCUGCACAGAAUCUCGCACUAUGUAUUUCGAAGCUACCACAACUUCCAGAAAAUGGUGGAGAAUGGUGAGGCCAAUUGGGAGGCAAUCGACAUCAACCCAGCAGAAAUCCAAAGAAAGCCCGAUGUUGACAACUGGGGCUUCCCUAAAGUCAAGCCAUCCACCAUGGUCGGUCACGAUGGCACGCACAACAUUGCCGCUUGCAAGAACGUUCUUGUCAGAUCGAAAAGCAAGCCGAAGAGACCUUUGUGGGAGAAGAAAGCAUUUACCUCCGCCGAUCCACUAUCAAGUAUAAGCGCUCUUAAGACACCCAGAAAGAGAGCCACACCUUCCGAAGUGCCUUUGUCAGCCGCAAAGCCAGCUGAACCUGUCGAAGAUGGAGAAGAUGUCACUCCUGUCUCUACACGCCCAUCGACAAACAAGAAGAAGGUGUAUAAAGUCAUGUUCAAGAUGAACCCCAAACGUGUCGAGGCUGAGCUCAACGAGUGGAAGGUCAGAUCGCACAAGCUCGCUGUUUCGAAAGCAAAAGCAGAGCUUGGUUUGAACGUCAAGAAGGAUGUGACCAAGCCAAAGAAGCGUCGCAGAUCUACCAAGGUCGACAAGGCUUAUCCUGAGCCUGGAAUACUUGGCCAGGCCCUUGCUCCAACUUCAGAAUCCUUGACAGCUGCUUCAUCAGACGGACCUGUCCUACAAGCGUCCAAGAGGGUAACAGAGAUCACGCCAUCACCGUCGACUGAAACCCCUGAAGAGCAACCCGGCCUAGAGGACGCCGCCGCACUGGCUCAGGGUCCCACUCAAAGCGAUACAAAUGCUGCCGAGAAGUCUGACGCUGUUCCUACCGAGAAGAUGCUCGUCAACUCAGAGCUUGACAAGCGUGUGGCCGAUAUUGAGCUUGAGACCCUUAACAUGGCCAAGCCUGGCGUCUACAUCAACCCUCCGGGCUCUGGUCAGCUGAAAAACGACGUGACGCAGCCGAAGGGGCGCCCUUCAAGGUAUCUCAUCGCUGUCUUCAAGUCGGAGAAGUUGAAGUCUCUGCCAUGGUUCACCGACGAGGACUCUUAUCGUUCAACGUCUUCGCAGGAUACGACUCCGGAGCCGAGUUUUGCACAAUCAGAGCCAAAAACACCGGCUUCGGUGCCUGUGAUCAGACACAGUGAGCCUGCUCAAGCAGAUGACAUGCCCAGAUGGGCCACGAUGAACUCGGAGGCACCGGCUCCGACAGCACCCUCGCUUCCUGCAGAGUCCGAGAAACCUAAAGACGAAAUUAUCAUCAAGAGAGGCAGGAGAAUUCAAGUUCAGAGGCAGGGCAAGCGUAAGGCCUACGAGCCGUUACGACAAAAGGUCGCGAAAAAGCUUGCUGUCGAACAGGCUGUCGAUGAUGGCAAAUGGAGGCCUUUGACUGAGCUCGAGGCAUACAACGCGCAAGUCAUGAAAUCACCUCCGAGUACACCCUUGUCAUCGAGGAGAGCAGUACCAGUCCUGGAGACACCGUCUCCUGCUGUCUCACAACUAUCCUUUGAUACUCCUGGUUCUAUCGUACGUCCUGCAGAAAUAUCACCGGAGGACCUCACUGCAGUGGAUUUACUUCUUCAGAGAGCCGACAGUGUUCCGUAUGAGCCAGAAGAGGGUCUUCAAGUUGUAGCAGAGGAACGGCAGGCCUCCGCUGGAGCCGCGGACAGCGACGUACAAAUGGAAAACGCAGGUGCAGCUGACAACGUCGAGCUGGAGACUCACGCGACAGCAAUACCAUCACAGGUUACUGAACAAGAACCAGAAGAACCACAACCGCAGCCGAUUGAACCCCAGCAAGUGCAAUCCACCCAUGUCACGAACUCACAGAAGAUUCUUGAGCCUUUCUUCCGAAGAGCUUCCAAACGUCCCGACAAACCAGCACCUCCUGUCGAAGAAGUUACUGAGGAGACUGGCUCAACAAGUACACCUGCUCCGUACAAUCCAUUUGCCAAGAUAGAAGUCAAAUCGGCCGCCACCGCAGCUCGCUUCGCUUCUCGCGCCAAAGCUCCCUCCAAAGUCGGUGUUGGCCGCUCUGGAGGUAUCGUCAGCUACAAUCGCAACAGGGUGCUCCUCGAGAUUGUACACCAGAAUGGCGGCAUGUUUGGUGGCGAUAGAGAACUCUAUUAUCCUUUUGUCACAGUAUGGGACAGAGAGUUUCAUCGCCGACCUGAUCGUCAUACUCUAGACCGAGUUUUGAACGGGCUCAUUGAAGAAGGCAGACUGAAGAAGGAGCCCUUUUCAUUCUCCGCAUCUGACGGAAAGAUCUUCACCAAAACGCUGGUCAUGGAGCCACACAUCGAUCCAGACGGCCCAGAAGCACAGGCACUCAAACAAAAGAUCAUCGAGUGUCAUCCAAUGACCUAUGUCCCUGAGGGGAUUGAAGUUCUGCCCGAGCUCCGUCUUCGUAUUGAGCACGAUCUGAGAGGUGGCAAGGGCAUACCAGAUGUGCACAAUCCCAACAGUUCCUUCAUCUACGAUCCCACUGCUGUCGUCAGCCGUAUCGAGGGACCUACAAAGGUUCAACUCGGUAUGACAGAAGCCAGAAUGAAGAAGGGCGUGACAGCCAGAAGACGCAGACGCGAAGAAGAAGAAAGACGCCAAGAGAGGUACAUCCAAGCACAGAUGGAAGAAGAUAUUGACAACGCUGUGGCUGCUCUGACGACAGAUUUCCAGCUUGACUCUUAUCAACACGAUCCGUCCAGAGCGGUUGUUGAUAGAGGUCCGCGUGGUCGUGGAAGACUUGCCAAACUGCAACGCUGGGGUGCAGAAGACCAAAUCGUUCCCAGACGUGCUCUUGGUUUACUCACAACGACCGGAAGAGAUGACCAACUCGAAGCAGAACAGAACAGUCGUGAUGCAGUGGCAGCUGCUGAUUUUGGUGUGUUGAAACCCCAGCUGAUCCCUACUAUUCCCUCAAGAGAAGUACCCACAGCGCCUAGGGUCCGAUUCAACGUCCCUCAAGAGCCUUCUCUCGCACAGAUGUUGCAUCAGAAGCAAGCAGGCACAUUCAGCGUUAUUGACGCUUUGUCCAUGACUGCUCCUUAUCAACGUUUCCAUCGUCAAUCAGGAACGUUCUCAACUGAUCCUGUUGUUAUUACCACGUCUAGCCAACAAUCACGCUAUGGCUUCGUUGGUCAGCAGAUGCAAAUUCCAAAGUCUCUUGCAGAUAUCUUCAAGCAGGCUGGAGAGGAAGCCACCUUGCUUGAGUUGCCUUCAGAAAGUCCACAUGUUGCAUACGACAUACCGCGAUUCGCAGCUGUUGGUGUCACCAGACUUCCAAGAUUACAUUCUGCAAGACCACGUCCAGCACCGAGACCUCAACCAGAGUACAGAUCUUAUGGAGCCAAGGCAGUGUUGCCACGUUCCAGCAGGACCGGUAUCUUCUCCAUGUCUGAAAAGGAAGAACAACGCCUCAUCUAUGCUGUUGUGGUUGUCAAGACUCUUACCGGAGGCUUGGAGCAGAUUGUCAACUGGGGUCUUGUGCACCAAGUCUUCCACUACAAGUUUGAUCCUAACUACUGCCGUCAUCGUUGGGUGUUCCUUAGACCCAAGCUCGGCGGUACGGCGGAUAAGCUGCAAGUCGAAUUCCAAAAGUUGUUCCUCGAAGCUUACGAGAGUGGCGAGAUACCUGGCAUCGACUUUGUGGAGCCAGAAAAGUAUGAUUGGUUGGCCAUCGUUGAAUGGGCUGAAAGAAGACUCUCUCAGACAAACCCUUUGAAUGGACUUCCAGAGCUGCCUAAGAGUAGAGAAGUCCUGGACAAGCGCUUCGACGUCAGACACGCUACUGAGGUGUAUAACAUUCCCCGAGAAGACUUCUGGGUUGCUAACGUUACACAUCUGCGCAGAGAAGAGCUGGCAAACAGCUGGACAUUCGCCCGUCCACUUGCAGAAGCUGCAGAUCCUGUUCAAAAUGAUGACGACCUCAUGCUCGCCUUGUCAUGGGUUCGCGCCAAUGUCAUCACUCCAGAUCCUGUAUAUGAUAGUAACCAAGCACACGAGAAGCUCAUUAGAAUUGAGCAACUUCUUCCGCAAGCACUCGAUCAUCUGCUUGGAGCCAAGAUUAUUCGUAUGGAGAAUAAGGGCCGCCAGAUUCCCGGACGUAACUACGACAUUUCAGAUUCCGUCCUGACAAUGUUCAAACGCCAAUGGGACUUCCCUGGCGAGAUUGGCCCACGUCUACCUAUUUGGACCGACAUCCAUGGCAACGUCAUCAAAGUUUACUGGGAGAUGACAGUCAUGGCUACACUCUGGCUCUUGGCCUUCAGACCAGGCCUCAAGAUCGAGGAUAUGUGCAAAGGUGCAUACAAAGGCAAACUCUGGGACUGGGAGAUGGAGAUGUUCCUGUCGUGGGCUGAGAAUGCUGGACUUGCUAAGAGGUUGAAAUAUGGUGGUGACAACGGCCCUGAGGCCGAUGGGUGGGUUGUGCAGGAGUGGUGGUGGUUGGCGUUUGCGACUGAU
This is a messenger RNA of Aureobasidium uvarum, 5945 nucleotides long. The record is from the annotation of a GenBank genome assembly. Lineage: Eukaryota; Fungi; Ascomycota; Dothideomycetes; Dothideales; Saccotheciaceae.